Harpegnathos saltator (Jerdon's jumping ant) is the source of this 1573-nucleotide messenger RNA. RefSeq names its product odorant receptor 13a-like. Lineage: Eukaryota; Metazoa; Arthropoda; Insecta; Hymenoptera; Formicidae. Gene Ontology annotation, molecular function: odorant binding; olfactory receptor activity. Gene Ontology annotation, cellular component: plasma membrane. Bases 298 to 1515 code for a protein of 405 amino acids. The record is from RefSeq and is a predicted model, not a curated record. Gene Ontology annotation, biological process: detection of chemical stimulus involved in sensory perception of smell; sensory perception of smell. The transcript has 5 exons.
GUUCUCAUUGCGCCGAGAAUCGUCCUUUAGAAGAUCGUUUUCUUGUAUUUCCAGUCGACGUGGAAAAGCGAACCCUGGAUUGGAAGAGACUAAACCGCCCCCACCACGGCGCAUGCGUUCGCCGUUGAAAUUGCAUGUAUUUUUUUCUAUUAAAAGUUACGUCGAUUGUGGUAGAAUACCUAUAGAAAAUCGCCGUAGACGGACGAACUUUGUAUACAGGCGACUGUUCGUAUCCACCAGUCGUCGGGAUUUUUAGAACGUGGUCGACAAAAAAGACAAAAACAGAAAUUCUCGGCGAUGUCGACGAGCAACGACAGCACGCUAUUUCGGAACAUCAAUUACAGAUCCGACACCGAGUACGUGGUGAAGGUGGCUAAGACCUUGUUGACUCCCAUCGGUAUUUGGCCGCUUUACCGCGGUGAUUCCGCUUCCGACAAGAUCAAGACUUACCUCCAGACAGGUGUGAUGUUCUGUUUGAUGUGCUUUCUGCUUAUCCCCCAUGUUAUAUACACUUUCUUCGACGCGGAAGACUUGACCAGAUACAUGAAGGUCAUAGGUGCCCAAGUGUUCAGUCUGCUGGCUAUCAUUAAGUUUUGGACGAUGAUCGUUAACAGAGACGGCAUCAGGUAUUGCUUGCAACAGAUGGAGAUUCAGUACAGAGACGUGGAGUGCGAGGAAGACCGACUAGUAAUGGCGAAAAGCGCCAAGAUCGGCAGGCUCUUCACGGUGACCUAUCUGGGAUUGUCAUACGGCGGCGCUUUGCCUUAUCAUAUAAUCAUGCCGUUGUUGGCGGAGAGAAUCGUGAAGGAAGACAACACGACGCAAAUACCUUUGCCAUAUCUGAGCGAUUACGUCUUCUUCGUGGUGGAGAAGUCGCCGUUCUACGAGAUCAUCUUCGUCUCGCAAAUAUUGAUCAGCAGUAUCAUCCUGUCCACUAACUGCGGCGUUUAUAGUUUGAUCGCCACCUGUGUGAUGCACGGUUGUUGCUUGUUCGAAGUCGUUCGCAGGCAAAUCGGAAUGGUUCUCAACAAUGGGACCGAUCAUUUGCACGAACAACUCGGGAGGAUAAUCGAAAAUCACAUGCGAGCCAUUAGAUUCGCUGAGAUGAUUGAGAAAUCAUUGAACAUCGUUUUUUUAUGCGAAAUGGUUGGGUGCACUAUUAUUAUAUGUUUCUUGGAGUUUGGAGUACUCAAGGAAUGGGAGGACGGAGAAAACUUAGCUAUGGGCACGUAUUUUGUCCUAAUGACGUCGAUGUUCGUAAAUGUCUAUAUUAUAACAUUCAUCGGUGAUCGUCUUAAAGAAGAGAGCGAGAAGGUAGGAGAAUCGUCGUACUUCAUCGAGUGGUAUAAUUUGCCAACAAAAAUUGUGACUGAUUUAAUUUUGGUGAUGAUAAGAUCGAGCCGUCCUUCAACAUUAAGCGCCGCGAAAAUAUUUGAUCUCUCUCUCCAAGGAUUCUGCGAGGUCUGCAAAACGUCAGCGGCAUAUUUCAAUUUUAUACGAGCGAUGACAACAUGAUUCACGAAUAUCGUCGUACAAAGCAUCGACUAACAUGUACAUGAUAGGUCAUAUUGUU